AACAGAGGAGGAGGAGAGGAGGGGAGUUGGGGAUGAUGAUGAAGAACAGAUGAGAUCAAGGAGGGAUCAUUUCCUGCGGUCUCCUUCAGCCAGCUCCACAGCCAGCUCCACAGACCCUGACCGGAGGCUCCCUGUAGAUUUCUGUGUGCACCAGGAGACACACAGUGAGAACGUCUCCACGGAGCAUGUGGACUUUCUGUUGGCUCGCCAGCAGUGGAAAAAGAUGGAGGAGGAGGUCAAAGGUCGGGCCAUCCCCAAACCGGGGCUCAGAGCUCAGGGGAGCUUCCAGGGCACCCACACCUCACUGUAUCCCCCGACCCGCAGCCCCCGACUCAAACACAGGGAGAUUCAUCCACCCGUGCCCAGGGAGCCCCCCCUGUCCUCCACCGUGUCCCCAAGUUCGGAGGACUCAGGCCUGGAUGACUCAUCUUACCGCAGCCCCCUGGAGGAGCCAGAGACCGCUGUGGAGAGAGAGAUCCGACUGACUCUGGAGAGAGAGGAAAGGCACCGCAGGGAGAGGGGGCUGAUUGCACAGGGCCUGACUAUACCCAGACCAUCCACCCUGCAGACGGGACGAUCUCCACCCCGACCUCCUGCCUGCCGCACUCCUACUCUGUCCAUCUCUCCUUCCCCUUCCUGCUCCUCUUCCCUUCCCCGAUCCGUCUACCAUGAAAUGACCGCCAACAACGUCAUCAUCCUGGAGCCCGACUCCUCCGGCUCUGCCUCUAGGAACCGCCUACUCUCCUCUGCAAUCGGAGGUCUCUCCGAUUGGCCGACGAGCCUGGACGUGGUGCCCUCCGCCAACGUCAUUGUAGUAGAAACCUCCAACCUGAUCAUUCGCAGUGCUUCCGAGUUCUGCCUGAGCUCUGCCCCCGUGGCCAUGGAAACACAGGAGAGCACUUUCUCGUCCAAUCCGUUUUUUAAGCUGCGCUCCCUCAGCAGCCAGUCGCUUGUGGAGCAGGAGAUCAGGAUGGUGAGGCAGAGGGAGGAAGAGUGGAGGAGGCAGAGGGAGGAGAUGUGGAGGAGGAGAAGAGAGGAGGAGUGGAGGAGAGGGAGAGAGAGGUACGACACAGUGCUGGUGUCUCCAGGCCUGAAUGAUAGCAUCAGUUACAACGUGCCAGAGGUUUCAGACAGAUGUGUCUCCUCGCCUUCGUCCCCCUCCAGAACCCGCAAAAUGGAACGAUCCAGUUUGUCUUGUGACCACAAGUUCCCCCCUUCCCUCUCUUCGGUGCCUCAACGACAGAACGCCAUGGCGCAACGAUGGGAGGCCUCCCUAUUAGCCAAUCAGAAGAAGGAUUGAGCAACGACAGCCAUUUAAAAGCCAAAAUGAAGUCCCACACCUUUGUUUAUUCCUUACUUUGUCCUUAAAAACUCACACAUUCCUGUCUGUCAGCAGCAGAAGUCUCCUGCAGUGUCUGUCCAAACUGUGGGUUAGAGCCAGUGGGUCUAUGAGUCUGUUUUCUGUGGGAUGCCACAUUAGAAGAGAAGAGGGCUGCUUCUUUCAGUAAGCUUGGUUUCACAGAUUAAGAUCAUUUACCUAGUUUGGCUGGAAAGUAGACAAAUCCUUUUUUCAAAGUCAAAGUGUUUUUAUGCAUGCUGUCUGAAAGAGUAUGACUGUAUGACGCAAUGGAACUGUUUAAACAUUUUCCUAAUAUAUAUUAACUUCUGUGGACUUCUGAGGCACUUUCCUAGGAGGUGUACAACAAUAAUAAUUGCGUAUAAAAUUGCAACCACAAUAAUACCGUAGUUUUUGACAUGUGAGCCAAUAUUUUAUGUAAAAUCAGGAAGCACAUGUCAAAAUCUGCUGUAUUCUUUAAUAUUUAAUAUUUAAUAUUUACAGCACUUUGUUAGCUAGAUGUUAAUAACUUAUGGCACUAUUGAUAUUGAUUGAUUUUUGUAAUUAUGAUUGACUGUGAUGCAGUGAUUUUCAAACCUUUUCUGGGCAGUCGCAUUUUAAUUUCAGAUUUUAAUAUAUUUUAAAGUGACUUCUUUAAAAGCAUAUGUGUAUUUUGAAAUACUAGCUAUGCAUUACAGAGAUUUGAGAAGGUAAAUGCAAAAAUAAUUUAGCAUGUUGUGUUCAAAUGACAAUUUAUGUAUUUUAAAGGGGCCAACCCAGACUUUGAAAAUCACUGCCGUAAUGAAAUGUUAUAAUGAGCCAUUAAUCAGAGGAGUUUGGAUGUCCCAGGUUUCUGUCUCAGCCAUGUUGGCUAAACAGCGCUAUCUGCUAACUGAACAUCAUUUGGGUCACAGUUGCACAUACUAACUUUUGCCUCUUCUUUGGUUGGUUGUAACCCAGAUAGAGUUCAGUUUUGUGGGCUUCUUAUCAACAAGUGGAAAGAACAAAUAACUAUUUCAAAUAUUUUGAAAAUAUUUCAAUCUCAAAGCUGCAAGCAAUCCUCAUUUUCUUUACUCUCUCCUCGGAAUAUAAGGCAUACAGCACGCAGCAUGGACAUUUUUGACAAAAGCUGUUGAUGUCCUACACAAAACCAACAAUGGCACAAGUUGAACCGUAGCCUACUUUUAAAUCAAUAACUUUCAUCAGCUAGGAACUUAAUAUAACAUUAGUUUUGGUCAACUCUGUUUGCUGCUCUUCAUCAUACUAUUGGAACAGCAAGCAGAAGUACUCAUUUGUCAAGGCAGCAAUCAUUAGCUUCUGAAGAAAUAUGUCACCACUACUGGUGACAAAAAUUGCAAAAAAAGAGUCCACUGUGGAUACCAGAGAAAAUAUGGCCUGUGUUUUCAGAUUGAAUGCAAAGGGAAUGGGGUCAUAUUCACUCUCAGCACAAUCAGUUGUUGCUAGCUAGCUUCCAGCUAACAUAUAUAGUUAAAUAGCUUCCAGCUAGUCUGACUUAUUGGAUGUAGGCGGCAUUCUCCUCCCUUUCUGCUUCCCGUGCCUGUCAUUGUUUUUAAAAUCCCUGUCGCUACGGGAAAUGACAACCUCGUAACUAACAACCUACAUGCUGAAAAUGGCAAGUUUUAAAGAGGAUUUCUAUUGUGCAAUCACACAGUUGACAUAUAUCUUUGCUGUUUUUUGUAGCGUUAUCUCUUAGCUAUUUAAAUGAUGAUCCAUAAUGAAGGUCCCUCCGACACUGUUUUACAGGAGUACCAUUGCCGCAUCCUCGACUCAACACUGCCCAAGACAAUUGUGAUUGACUUAAAGAAAUGCAAACAAGCCAAAGCAUAUUUCCCCAUAUAGCCUAUAGCACACUGAUAAUGGGUGAAGUCAGACCUUGCUCCAGCACUGACACAGCGCUGUGGAGAAAAGUCUGCCUACACCAGACUAGCUUCCAGCUACUGUACAUAGCUAGCUAGCUUUGUGCUAACGUCUCAAUUGAUAGCUACCUUCCAGCUAAUGUCUAUGUUCGCUGUUUGGGUCGAAUAAACAGACCAUAAAAACAUCACAGCUGUCAAAUGAAUAAACUUGAGGCAAAAAUCCACAUUCAGUCUGAACACCUUUAAAAACAGACACCAUGGUGGUUUUAUGGAUGUUAUUACAACAUUUACAGCCAGAAUGUUUUAGUUUUCUGUGUAUUAGCAUGGUGCAUAUAGUCGAGUCCAGACACUUUUUUAAAUCUCUAUAGACUCUAUCUAUCUGUGGCUCUGCUGUUAUAGCAAAAAACUUGAGCACUCCUGAACGAAUCAGAUAUUCUAACCCUAAUGUCAAGUGAAGAUUUUUACAUAUUUUUAUGUCCUGUCUUGAUUCCUAGAAAGAGAUGUAUUGUAUUUUUGCUGCCUAUAUUUAUGAAUUGAGCAGUGCUUAUAAAUCUUAAAGUUUUUAUUUGUAAAAGGUUUCUAAUAUAUAUAUCGUGUCACCAUGACUAUUUGACAUUGGAAGUCUGCCAUGUUUUCUAGGAGACGGCUUUUGUGCGCAUUGUGUGCAUGUGUGUAUGAGUGUAUGCUAACCCAUCCUUCAUUCCUCAGUUAGUCAGGGCUUACUAUAGUUUGGCUUCUAGCUCCAGCACGAGCUCACUCACUGGUUUACCCUGUAAACUAGACGCAGUUCAGCUGUGGAGUAAAGGUGCAUUCAAGUCAAUUCAGAAAGGGGAUAUUAAUUGUCAUGGUGAAAUCAAACCAUGUUAAUGGCAGCAGUUUCAGUUUAGCAUCACAUUUGUAUUUGUAUUUUGUAUUACAGUAUAAAGUAAGCUACAGAGGAUCAAACUGAAUUAGCUAAAUUAAGUGGCUUUCUUUAUCCUGACUGUGUGGUGUAGGUAUAUUGCCAGUGUUGUGUAGAAGACAGUUUCCUAUCAGUUAAUGUUUCCCCUUACCUGAACUGAACCCAAAUAAAGUAAUAAUGUAUUUGAAAUAUUAAUAUGUAAUUCCUCACCAAGUCUGAUGUUAGCACAAAACCAGGCAGAUGGUUAAAUGAUUGUGUCUUUGUUGCUUUGCUUCUUGCGCAACAAAAAUAUAAUUUAAUGAGAUGGACAAACCUCCAGAGUCGUAUUUCUUUAAAAAAUUAUGAUGCAAGAUCAAAGGUGAAGCAAUAGCAUGAGUUUGUGAUUGUUUGUCAAACUACCUUGUCCGCAUCUUAUUUGAUAAAAUAGCCUAUCAGUCAUUACCACAGGCUGAGGUCAGCCAUUAAAGCAAAGCUAUAGAAGUGAAUGACAGGAGCAGGAGAGAGUCCUCAUUGCUCUUUAGUAGAUUUACAUUUAGUGGCAUCAAACAUGCUCUGUGGAUGCUACAGCUUGGACCCUCGCUACCCAGAUGCAUGAAGAGAAUGAAGCUUAAAAUGUCAUCUCAUACGUUUAUUGUUUCUCUGGAAAAUCGAUAGCUGGUAGCUUGAUUUGGCUAACUCAAAUUUCUAUACCCUCACAUUAGCUUGAGUUAAUUUUUUUUUUUGCACAUAAUGGUUACUGUCCCCUAUGUCUGCUAUCUCAUGUUAAGAAGGGAUCAGUCCAGGGCCAGUGUUCUAUGUGGCAUGUGAGUAUUGUAUUAAGCUAGAUUUGAAAAAAUCUGAACCCUUUAAAGUUGUGAUGUAUCAGACUCUGAGAUGUGUUGAAUACACAGUGAUAGCUGCCCUGUUUUGAGAUCAGCAUGUCAUGAUGUUGCUGUGGUAGAUAAACUGUAUGAUAACACACCACUGUAUGCUCAGUGUUUGCCCUGUGAUUUCAUUGCAGUUGGGGUCUUGUAUUCAUAUCCAUACCUUGUCUGAGUUCAGCUUUAGCUUCAGUGCAGUUUAUGCCAUCAACUAUUUAAGAUACGGAGCAUUAGUUUUAGUUUUGAGGAGACAGCGUAUUUUGUCAUAAUCUUCUUUAACAUUUUCUGAUUCUCUCCUGUCAGGUAUUUGACACUACACACUAUCUGCUAGGAUUUUCUGUAUGGACUCAUAUAAACAGCUGUCCUGACUAUUAAAGCAUUUCCUCACUAGUGUCAUUAAUUCUGGUUCUGUUUUCUGACCUUAUUUGCCUUUGUAUCAUUUAUUUAUUUAUUUAUUUAUUUAUUUGUUAUUGCCAAAUUAAAGGUCUUGUGGUGACAUCUUCAAUAAAG
Messenger RNA from Seriola dumerili (greater amberjack), 5484 nucleotides. RefSeq lists its product as uncharacterized. Bases 50 to 1300 code for a protein of 416 amino acids. The record is from RefSeq and is a predicted model, not a curated record. The transcript has 6 exons. NCBI's taxonomy places the organism in Eukaryota, Metazoa, Chordata, Actinopteri, Carangiformes, Carangidae.